Cyclospora cayetanensis is the source of this 606-nucleotide messenger RNA. Its product is annotated as protein SCO1 homolog, mitochondrial. The record is from RefSeq and is a predicted model, not a curated record. The transcript is spliced from 7 exons. Gene Ontology annotation, biological process: mitochondrial respiratory chain complex IV assembly. Lineage: Eukaryota; Apicomplexa; Conoidasida; Eucoccidiorida; Eimeriidae. The coding region runs from base 1 to 606 and encodes 201 amino acids.
AUGGUUAAUGCAGCCCUGACGACGGCACGAAGCAAUACCAUCACGGAGAGCAUAUCUGUUGGGAAGCCCCUGUUGGGGGGCCCCUGGACGCUCGUGGAUGGGAAGGGCGCUCUAUGCAGCAGCAGCGACUUUGGGGGCAAGUACCAGCUUGUUUAUUUCGGGUUUACGUUCUGCCCAGAUAUCUGCCCCAAGGAGCUCGAGAAGCUCGCACAGGUCAUCGAAAUUAUUGACAAGGAAUACGGGGAGAUCGUGCAGCCCAUCUUCAUUACAGUCGACCCCGCAAGAGACACGGUGGCUCAGGUGGCCGACUAUUGCAAGGAGUUUCAUCCACGACUCAUUGGCUUGACCGGGACGCCGGGGCAGAUAAAGGACGUGACGCGGAAGUUUAGAGUGUACUUCAACGAAACUGCGCGAACUGGCGACGACGAAUACCUCGUGGACCACUCGAUUAUCCAAUAUUUCAUGGGACGCGACGGCUCCUUCAAGGAUUUCUUCGGACAGAAUAUGACGACACGCGAAGUGGCGCAGAAGAUUGGGCAGCAUAUAAAGGCUGACCAGCUCAAAGGAGAGAAGAAACGCCAGGAAGCGGAGGCGGAUGAGGACUGA